AUGGACGUCCCUGAGCAGCAGCCCGACCCCGACGGUGGGGACGGCCCAGGCCACGAGCCCGGGGGCAGUCCCCAGGACGAGCUGGACUUUUCCAUCCUCUUCGAUUAUGACUAUCUGAACCCCAUCGAAGAAGAACCGAACGCACAUAAGGCCAUCAGCUCACCCUCCGGACUCGCAUACCCGGAUGAUGUCCCGGACUAUGGCCUCAAGCCAGUCAACCCCCUCGCCAGUCUCUCUGGCGAGCCCCCCGGCCGGUUCGGAGAGCCGGCUAGGCUAGGGUUCCAGGACUUUCUGAGCCCUGCCAAGCCAGCGGGGGCUUCGGGCCCAAGCCCUCGGAUCGAGAUCACUCCAUCCCACGAACUGAUGCAGGCAGGGGGGGCCCUCCGUGGGAGAGACGCCGGCCUGCCCCCUGAGCAGCCGGCCCUGGCCCUGGCCGGCCUGGCCACCAGCCCGCGGUUCACGCUGCCCGUGCCCGGCUUCGAGGGCUACCGCGAGCCGCUUUGCUUGAGCCCCGCUAGCAGCGGCUCCUCCGCCAGCUUCAUUUCCGACACCUUCUCCCCCUACACCUCGCCCUGCGUCUCGCCCAAUAACGCCGCCGGGCCCGACGACCUGUGCCCCCAGUUUCAAAACAUCCCUGCUCAUUAUUCCCCCAGAACCUCUCCAAUAAUGUCACCUCGAACCAGCCUCGCCGAGGACAGCUGCCUGGGCCGACACUCGCCCGUGCCCCGUCCGGCGUCCCGCUCCUCCUCACCCGGUGCCAAGCGGAGGCAUUCGUGCGCAGAGGCCUUGGUGGCGCCCCUGCCCGCAGCCUCACCCCAGCGCUCCCGGAGCCCCUCGCCACAGCCCGCGCCCCACGUGGCACCCCAGGACGACGGCAUCUCCGCUGGGUACCCUCCCACGGCUGGCUCUGCUGUUCUCAUGGAUGCCCUCAACAGCCUGGCCACCGACUCACCCUGCGGGAUCCCCUCCAAGAUAUGGAAGACCAGUCCUGACCCGACCCCCGUGUCCACCGCCCCGUCCAAGGCGGGCCUGGCUCGCCACAUCUACCCUGCCGUGGAGUUCCUGGGGUCUUGCGAGCAGGAGGAGGGGAGGAAUUCUGCUCCCGAGUCCAUCCUGCUGGUACCACCCACCUGGCCCAAGCAGCUGGUGCCGGCCAUUCCCAUCUGCAGCAUCCCUGUGACUGCAUCCCUCCCUCCACUAGAGUGGCCACUGUCCAAUCAGUCAGGUUCUUAUGAGCUGCGGAUCGAGGUCCAGCCCAAGCCUCAUCACCGGGCCCACUACGAGACGGAGGGCAGCCGUGGUGCUGUCAAGGCCCCGACAGGAGGUCACCCUGUGGUGCAGCUCCAUGGCUACAUGGAGAACAAGCCCCUGGGCCUUCAGAUCUUCAUUGGGACAGCUGAUGAGAGGAUCCUUAAGCCGCAUGCCUUCUAUCAAGUACACAGGAUCACCGGCAAAACCGUUACUACCACCAGCUAUGAGAAGAUUGUGGGCAACACCAAGGUCCUGGAGAUCCCGCUGGAGCCAAAGAACAAUAUGAGAGCCACCAUCGACUGUGCAGGCAUCCUGAAGCUCCGAAACGCUGACAUCGAGCUGCGGAAGGGCGAGACAGACAUCGGCAGAAAGAACACACGAGUUCGCCUGGUGUUCCGAGUGCACGUCCCGGAGCCCAGCGGCCGCAUCAUCUCCCUGCAGGCCGCGUCCAACCCCAUUGAGUGCUCUCAGCGCUCUGCCCACGAGCUGCCCAUGGUGGAGAGACAAGACAUGGACAGCUGUCUGGUCUAUGGGGGCCAGCAGAUGAUCCUCACGGGCCAGAACUUCACGGCUGAGUCCAAGGUUGUGUUCAUGGAGAAGACCACAGAUGGGCAGCAGGUUUGGGAGAUGGAAGCCACGGUGGAUAAAGACAAGAGCCAGCCUAACAUGCUUUUUGUUGAGAUCCCCGAGUAUCGGAACAAGCACAUCCGCGUACCCGUGAAAGUGAACUUCUACGUCAUCAAUGGAAAGAGAAAACGAAGUCAGCCACAACACUUUACCUACCACCCAGUCCCUGCCAUCAAGACGGAGCCCAGUGAUGAGUAUGACCCUUCUCUGAUCUGCAGCCCUGCCCAUGGAGGCCUGGGGAGCCAGCCAUAUUACCCACAGCACCCAAUGCUGGCCGAGUCCCCUUCCUGUCUUGUGGCUACCAUGGCCCCCUGCCAACAGUUCCGCUCGGGGCUCUCAUCCCCCGAUGCCCGCUACCAGCAGCAGAGCCCUGCGGCGGCUCUUUACCAGAGGAGCAAGAGCUUGAGUCCAGGCCUGCUGGGCUACCAGCAGCCAGCUCUCCUGGCAGCACCCUUGGGCCUGGCCGAUGCCCACCGCUCUGUGCUGGUGCAUGCUGGUUCUCAGGGCCAGGGGCAAGGAUCCACCCUGCCACACACAUCCUCCGCUAGCCAGCAGGCCUCACCUGUGAUUCACUACUCGCCCACAAACCAGCAGCUCCGUGGCGGGGGGCACCAGGAGUUCCAGCAUAUCAUGUACUGUGAAAACUUUGGCCCCAGCUCUGCCAGGCCUGUCCCACCGUCCAUCAACCAAGGUCAGAGGCUGAGCCCAGGCUCUUACCCCACGGUCAUCCAACAACAGACUGCCUUGAGCCAAAGAGCUACCAAAAACGGACCCCCAGUCAGUGACCAGAAGGAUGCUAUGCCCACUGGAGUGGCAAUCAAACAGGAACAGAACCUGGACCAGACCUACCUGGAUGACGAGCUGAUAGACACACCCCUUAGCUGGAUACAAAACAUAUUAUGAGACUGAGUGACUGGUCUUUGAUCCGAGAAAUCAAAGCGAAAGUUAAUGAAAUCAUCAGGAAGGAGUUUUCAAGACCUCCCCCACGAAAUCAGACCUAGAAAACAGCCAUUAUCUCAAGAAACCUUCCACCUUGGAUCCCUCUGUCUCUCCCUCCUUCUCGGACUGGAACACUGUGUGGGCACAGCGCAGGCUGCUGGUGUGGGAGUCCUGCCGCCUCUCAAAGCUCAUCUCGGCUGAUGUCCACGGUGACUGGAUUUCCACCAGAAAAAGCAACUGCCUGCUGACCAAAGCCCCAUUCUCAGUUCACCAGGAAGCUGAGCUUGCCUGAGACCUGGAGGCUGGGCUGGGGGAGAGAACUGAACUUCAGCCCCAGCCCACAAGCAUGGCUCCCGUCUCUCCUGAAGGGUGUUUAGACAGAGCAACCCAAAGAACAUGCCCAAGAGUCCAACUUUUGGGCUUGAGAACCCCAGAUCUCUAUAGGAGCCAAAACCAGACCAUCAUCUCUGCCCCAGGCGGGGCAUAGCAGAGCUUUAUUUUGAAUUUUCUUUCCAAAGACGAACUGCCUUGCCCUGACAGGACCACCUGUUCCAACUUCUCGGCGUUAAGUUAUAACACAUGUACAUGUUUGCCAGCUUCUGGGGGCUUUGCUUUGUUUUUCUCUGCUUAAAAGAGCCAACUAAGGUGUCUGCAGGCUGGGCCCUCUCAGCCAGCUACCCCCUAACCCUGCUGCCUGCACCAGACCUCUGGUGGGAUCCAGCCCGGGCCGCCUGUUGAGAACAAUGCUUCCUCCUCUCUACCCUCCUCCCAGACAGAGCCUCCUCCACCCAGGAACUGGAGAACCUUCUGGGUCUUUGCAUUGACUGUUACAGAGCUAAAGCCACCUAACCCAAUCCAAACCUGCAGGUGUUUGUCACAACUGCCACCAAACAGAACAAAGGGACUGAAAUAUCCCCCUCCCCUAAACCCAAAGCAGGAAAGCGCCGGCAUCGCCCUGUUGUUCUGGUUUUUACCUGGAUGCAUUUGAAGUUGCUGUCGGAUCCAACGCGUUGCACAUGUAACUCGGGCAGAUCUGCCCCAGCAUGUGCCUCAGUGUGAUCAAGCCCUGCUUGGCCGGGUUGUGUGUCCUGUGGAAUUCUCCACACUCGCUCUCACGGGGGUCCUCCACAGUCUUCCUCCCCUGGGCAGUUUGUUUUUCCUUCCGGCAGGGCUCUCCUCGCCAUGAACAAGAUAGUUUUCGUGGCUUGCCUUCACCACAGGUGCCCUGUACACGUUGGGCGGGCAUGUUAAGUGACUUUCUUAGCUCUUGUCUGCUAGGCAGAGGCCCAAGUAGCAAGCCACAGUGGCUAACUACCCAUCAUGUGUUUCUUACAUUCUGACUUUGUCAAGGCCAUCCCAAGGUGAAUCUUCUUGGGAGCUGGGCCAGCUAUGACUAGCUCUCCAGACAGGGCCCCCAUGCCCAGGGUUCAGCUUGAGCAUGACAAGUGUGACUUCUCGGCUAAUAUUUAGUAUUUCUUUCCCUUAGCAGCAGCACCAGGCUUCCCUCCACCCACCCCAAGCAUAGAGCUGAGCAGAAUUCUCUUUUGAACCCAGAAUGUCCACAAAACGUUAAGCACUAAGCCUCUGAUUCUAAGUACUUCCUAUUAAACAAAGCAAGCUUCCCUGCUGGCCCUUUACUGGAGCAAUACCGACUUCUCUGGGGAAGGGUGACAGGGUUGGUGAGAGAUCAGUUCUCACUUGCCCUGGCUGGGAGCCACUUUUUGCACAUGAGGAAUCAGGCCCUUCCUCAGAUUAUCUCAAUGUUUUACCCAAGUGCCUUCCUGCAAUUGUAGUGAGUAGUUCGGUUGCGUUGUCUGCAGGGUGAGAAAGGGCUAACUCAUUUCCCAUUCAUCUUCUAACCAUGUCAGCAAAAGGGUUUCCCGUAGUUCAGACCUUCGUGUGUGUGUGUGUGUGUGUGUGUGUGUGUGUGUGUGUGCAUGUGUGCA
Peromyscus eremicus (cactus mouse) is the source of this 4763-nucleotide messenger RNA. It is a transcript of the gene Nfatc2, whose product is annotated as nuclear factor of activated T cells 2. NCBI's taxonomy places the organism in Eukaryota, Metazoa, Chordata, Mammalia, Rodentia, Cricetidae. The coding region runs from base 1 to 2781 and encodes 926 amino acids. Gene Ontology annotation, cellular component: transcription regulator complex. Gene Ontology annotation, molecular function: DNA-binding transcription factor activity, RNA polymerase II-specific; transcription factor binding; RNA polymerase II cis-regulatory region sequence-specific DNA binding. The transcript has 11 exons. Gene Ontology annotation, biological process: calcineurin-NFAT signaling cascade; regulation of transcription by RNA polymerase II; cytokine production. The record is from RefSeq and is a predicted model, not a curated record.